GAUGGCGGCGGCCAUGGCGUGGCUGCGGCGCGGCGCCUGCGGCCCGGCCCGGCGGUGCGGGCUGGCGGCCGGCCGGAGCUACAGCGGCGGCAGCGCCUACCCCAGCGUGUCGCUGACGUGCCCGCUGCCSGGCGUGCCCAAAGCCGUGUUCGCGGCGGCCGAGAGCCGGGAGCGCUUCGAGACGCGGGUGACGGUGCUGGAGAACGGGCUGCGCGUCGCCUCCCAGAACAAAUUCGGGCAGUUCUGCACCGUGGGCAUUCUGGUCAAUUCGGGAUCAAGACACGAAGCGAAAUACCUCAGUGGUAUCUCCCACUUCUUGGAAAAGCUGGCGUUCUCUUCCACAGCUCAGUUUGGCAGCAAAGAUGAAAUUCUGCUCACCUUAGAGAAGCAUGGAGGCAUUUGUGACUGYCAGGCAUCGAGGGACACCAUCAUGUAUGCAGUGUCUGCUGAUGCCAGAGGCCUGGACACYGUGGUCAAUUUGCUGGCUGAUGUAACGCUCCAGCCCAGGUUAUCAGAUGAAGAAAUUGAGAUGACCCGGAUGGCCAUCAGGUUUGAGCUGGAGGAUCUGAAUAUGAGACCUGACCCCGAGCCUCUCCUCACAGAAAUGAUCCAUGCGGCAGCCUUCAGAGACAACACAGUUGGACUGAACAGGUUCUGCCCAGUGGAAAACACGGACAAAAUCGACAGGGCCGUGCUGCACUCGUACCUGAGCAGUUACUACACCCCAGACAGGAUGGUGCUGGCCGGGGUGGGCAUUGAACACGAGCAGCUGGUGGAAUGUGCCAGGAAAUACCUGCUGGGGGUGGAGCCCGUGUGGGGCUCGGGGCGGAGCAGGGCUGUGGACAGAUCUGUGGCUCAGUACACCGGAGGMAUCGUCAAGGUUGAAAAAGACAUGUCAGAUGUAAGCCUGGGCCCUACUCCCAUCCCAGAGCUCACCCACAUCAUGAUUGGGUUAGAAAGCUGCUCAUUUUUAGAGGAUGAUUUCAUUCCUUUUGCGGUGCUAAACAUGAUGAUGGGAGGUGGUGGCUCUUUUUCAGCUGGAGGGCCUGGCAAGGGCAUGUUCACCCGGCUGUACCUCAAUGUGCUCAACAGGCACCACUGGAUGUACAAUGCAACCUCUUACCACCACAGCUAUGAGGACACAGGUCUCCUGUGUAUCCACGCCAGUGCAGAUCCCAAACAGGUUCGGGAGAUGGUGGAAAUCAUCACCAGGGAAUUCAUCCUUAUGGCAGGAGCAGUGGGAGAGGUAGAACUUGAGAGGGCAAAGACACAGCUCAAAUCCAUGCUCAUGAUGAACCUGGAGUCCCGGCCAGUGAUCUUUGAAGAUGUGGGGAGACAGGUUUUGGCAACUAACACAAGGAAGCUACCUCAYGAGCUCUGUGCCCUCAUCAGUCAGGUGAAACCCACUGAUAUCAAGAGGGUGGUGACUAAGAUGCUGCAUAAGAAGCCAGCAGUGGCUGCCCUGGGUGACCUGACAGAUCUGCCCUCGUAUGAGCACAUCCAGGCUGCCCUUUCCAGCAAGGACGGGCGGCUCCCACGGCUCUACCGCCUGUUCCGAUAGAGCAGCACCUCCUGCCUGCCCUCAGACUCCCUUCUUUUUUAAUGGUUUYUUUGAUUCUCAUGUUGCUGUACCACCCUCCCUGCCCCCAAUGCUCCCAGGCAUUCUGUGCAACCACGGAGCUGAGCAAAGCUGCUUUGGAGCACUGGACUGUGAAGAGCUCGUUUAAGGGGCCAAUCCUGGCUCUGGAGGAGGAGUUUGACCCUCUUGAGUAAGUUACAGAAGUGGCUUUGGGGAGAACAGAAUAAACCAAAACAUYCAUCACUACARYGAAAGCACAUCUCUGAGCAGCCUCUUCAUCACCUCAGCAGUGGCAGUGGGGCUGUCUCCCAGGAGACCCCAAURUGCCCUACCUGAGGAAUGUGGUGGYACCUUAAAGAGCUUGGCUUACAUGUCUGAAUUCAAAGAAUAUUUGUAACUGUUACCAAGGUGAACAAAGACCUGGUCAGGCUGAAUUAGGAAAAUAAUAGUUAUUGUCCCUUGUGAAGUUAAGCAAAAGGUUUCCUGCAAUCCCGUUUUUUUGCCAAAUCACGGAUGCAGUUUAUCAGUGUAAUUCACCAUCUGACAAGAAGUCAUCCACCUGGAAAUUAUUUCAUCACCUUGCUAGAGCUCCARGGAAAGCAGACCCAUGACAGAACCAAUUUUCUGUAGAGUUCCUCUGCAGAGAUACUGUACCUGAUGGACAUUUACUUGAGAACGAGAAUGAUUCUAUUCUUCAGGUUUUUCACUUGGAAGUGAACUGUGCUAAAGAAUAAAAGUUCUUUUCUUCCAGA
Malurus melanocephalus (red-backed fairy wren) is the source of this 2331-nucleotide messenger RNA. It is a transcript of the gene PMPCA, whose product is annotated as peptidase, mitochondrial processing subunit alpha. The record is from RefSeq and is a predicted model, not a curated record. Gene Ontology annotation, cellular component: mitochondrion. The transcript is spliced from 13 exons. Bases 2 to 1561 code for a protein of 519 amino acids. Gene Ontology annotation, molecular function: metal ion binding; metalloendopeptidase activity. NCBI's taxonomy places the organism in Eukaryota, Metazoa, Chordata, Aves, Passeriformes, Maluridae.